GAUCGCGCUCGGCUUGUUGUUGAUGCCCGAAGUUGCCGUUGUUCGGACACUGUGUCGCUCGUCUCCGCUGCGGACAUUGCAGACGUGUGAACGUCAAGAACGUGGCGAAAUCCACCGACCGACGAGUCUGUGAAUAAAACAAAAGGCGGAAGCGUCGCGGGGACUUUUGAAUGUUGCGCACUGAUUAAAGGGAGAGACGAAGAAGAAGAAGAAGAAGAAGAAGAAGAAGCUAGCUCCUCAACAAGCUUGGACCCUCGUUUGGAAGGAAGAGAGAGAAAAACCGGCCGAGGCUUGACGACGUGAUGUCUUUGUCUGAACCGCAAUAGCCAUUUUUACUGCGUCUUGAAUUUCGAAUAUUGUUCCUCAUUGGUGUUAUUUAUUUAUUUCUUGUUUAACACUUCAUUAGCUAGCGGCAGCUAGCUCCGUCGGCUAACGCUAGCCCCAUAGCGCAGAGAGGGAAACAGACAAGUGUUGUUGUCGAGGCUCUGUGUGGUGCUUUCGUCACAACAGAAAACUGUGACAAUAGUCUGAUUCAUCUUCGUGCGUGUAGAGAUUAUUAAUAUUUGUGUGUGUGUGUGUGUGUUAUCACUGGACCAGGUGCUGUUGGACACAGCGGAACAAGCGGGUGGUUCACGUAUUGGAUUGAAAAAUCCGAUCGAUCAGAUUGUUGUUGUUUUUUAAAUUGUCAUUUAAUUUAAGGUUGUGUUUUUUUUUUUUUGUUUUUUUUUUUAACUAUAUCGAUUUUCAAACAACGCAGCGGGUUUGACUGACAGCUGGGCCCUUUUAGAGCUCUGCGUUCGCUGACAGGUUGCGUCACUUGUUUGUGUUGCAAGCUGUCAGCUGUUUUGCUGAGGAAACUCAAAGUUGUUGUUUAUUUUUGUAAGCCUUGGGUAGAGUUGUUGACAUAAUAUUAUACAGCACAUUUCCUCGUUGUUCUUCGGUGCCAUUGUUCAAUGUCAGGAACAUAUGACAUGUGACAAAGAGGUUUGUUAGUGUAACUCCUAUUUUUGAGCAGCUGCUUGACUCAUGAGUUUGGCAUCUCUAGGGGGAAAAUAAGCAGCUAGUUAUGAAUUAAAGUUGCCAGCAGAGGUUAUCGUGAGACGGCGCUGUGAUCAGAGAGAGAGAGAGAGAGGGUGACCCUCGGCGGGGUCUUGGAAAGUGAGGUGAGCUGUCUCCCCCCUCCCCCUUCCUCCCUCCACCACUACUUGCCAAUGCUGGAUCUGGAGGUGGUGCCUGAGAGAUCACUAGGAAAUGAGCAAUGGGAGUUCGCCUUAGGGAUGCCAUUGGCCCAGGCCAUUUCUAUUCUACAGAAACACUGCCGCAUCAUCAAAAAUGUCCAGGUGCUAUACAGCGAGCAGACGCCACUCAGCCAUGACCUCAUACUGAACUUGACUCAGGAUGGGAUCAAACUGCUGUUUGAUGCCACAAGUCAGAGACUCAAGGUGAUCGAAGUGUACGACCUGAGCAAAGUCAAGUUGAAAUACUGUGGAGUCCAUUUCAACUCUCAGGCCAUUGCCCCCACAAUAGAGCAAAUAGACCAGUCAUUUGGAGCCACGCACCCUGGAGUUUACAAUGCCGCAGAGCAGUUGUUCCACCUCAACUUUCGAGGACUGUCCUUCUCCUUCCAGCUGGACUCUUGGAAUGAAGCUCCCAAAUACGAGCCUAACUUUGCCCUGGGUUUGGCCUCCCUGCAGAUUCCACACGGGGCCAUGGUCAAGAGGAUGCACAUCUACACUGGCAACAACCUGCAGGAAACGAGAGCUCCGGCGAUGCCGUUGGCUUGUUUCCUUGGCAACAUCUAUGCAGAAUGUGUGGAUGUCCUGAGAGACCGAGUCGGGCCUCUGGGCCUCAAAGUCCACCUCCUCACUGCAGGUUGUGGUCCGGGUGUGAUGGGUGAUGCUAAAGUGAGGUCCCUGGAGAGGAGCAUCUUCUUUGGGGAUUCCUGUCAGGAUGUACUCGGUGCUCUGGGCUCGCCACAUAAAGUCUUCUACAAGUCUGAGGACAAGAUGAAGAUCCACUCUCCAUCGCCUCACAAGCAGGUUCCCUCGAAAUGCAACGACUACUUCUUCAACUACUUCACCCUCGGAGUGGAUAUCCUGUUUGACUCCACAAGUCACCUGGUGAAGAAGUUUGUCCUCCACACCAACUACCCUGGACAUUACAACUUCAACAUAUAUCAUCGAUGUGACUUUAGGAUUCCGCUACUCAUCAAAAAAGAGGGAGCUGAUUCUCAGACAGAGGACUGCAUCUUAACCACCUACAACAAGUGGGAUCAGAUUCAGGAACUGCUGGGUCACCCGGUGGAGAAACCUGUAGUUCUCCACAGGUCGUCUUCCGCCAAUAACACCAACCCGUUUGGGUCGACCUUCUGUUUCGGACUGCAGAGGAUGAUCUUUGAGGUGAUGCAGAACAACCACAUAGCGUCGGUGACCCUCUACGGUUCCCCUCGGGCCGCCGGUCAAGCCCGACUCGAGUCCAGCAGUAGCUCCCACUGAACGAGAGAUACCGGAAACCAACAACAACACCCCCGUUCUGGCCUGUCCUGAAUCCAGUACCUCUACUGACUGAACUUUUUCUAACCUCCGGAGCGAGCCAGAUUCUUAACCAAGCAGACCUGACCCAGGACUUACAAAGCUAUUCUUGCCCAGCUACGAUGCUAAAACAGUGAGUGGGGAAAGAAACGCAACAAGAACCCGAGCAACAAGUAUAUCCGCCCUGACGUUAAUCAGCUGUACAGAGUGGGGUACUAGGAUUUAUUCUUCCCGUCAGACACGCCCAGCCUUGUCCCGCGAGACCCGCGGGGGUCUAUUGAUAUUGUUGCAGUGCACUGACGCGUCAAACACCGCUGCGGUGCUGCAAACAUGACAUGGUGAAGAAAUCUGCAUUCUGUUAGAGCUCCGCCGUUUCCCUGUCUCCAUCCUGUGACUGCACCUCCGCCCGUGACCACAGACGACCACGGACCAGGGUUCCCACCGGUGAGACGGAGCAGCAGAACUAGACAUGGCGGUAACUUCCAUAACAUCUGCGGCGCUGAGGGGGCCGCGAGCGUUUGAAUUCAUCUGCUGCGACAUCGCUUAAAUGUUUAACAUCACAGAUAGGAGUUGUGAAGUGACCAUGGAAACCACUGUGGUCAGAAACGUCUUGGAACAAACUCUUGGCUUGACCCACGUGACUGUACAUCGACCGACCGCACUGCCAGCCCAGACCAGGACCGCCUGUCUUCCUGCCACAACUCCCAUAACCAGACCCGAUUGGCUCGGUCCAAGGAACCCGGGACACAACGUCCAGACCGCGAGAGCCAAACGAGCCGAGCCCCCGAAACCGAGACGCAUCAGAGUCAGACACGCCGGAGCGCUGCAGAGGAGAAGGACUCUAACCAGAAACAGGAAACACACAAGAAUCGAGAUUUUUGCUGGUACAAGAGACGAAGCAAAAACACACACUCAGGGUGUGGACGGAGACGGGGCCCAGAGGAAGGAACCUUCUCCUUCUUUAAGCAGAAUGACCCAGUUGUUGUCUCCCUCUGCACCGUCCUUCCUGCUCGUCCUUCAACUCUGUUCCGCGGUGCCCUCAGACACACACACACCCGCGCUCAACACACACACACACACACACGAGCCGUUUUCAGACACGAUCUCUGGAAAAUGUCCUGAAAUGUGGGUCCAGACAAGAGCGCAGCAGGAAAUUGUCUUGAGUCACAACACGGCGCGUUCACGACAGCAGGAAAAAAAUGUCCAUAACGUUCGGGCGAGGGGGUCGGCGUCCGGACGAGAGCGGCCCAUUCACAUCUGUCCUGCUGUAUUCUCACACGGGCUCACAUGCACAUUUCCCAGACCAGUUACAAUUGCGCUCUCACGUACUUCCGGAAAAGUUCCGGGAAAAACGUCCCGGACUUCAGCGCAUGUGCCUGAAAGCAGCCACGCACACCAACGGAUGUCUGCACGCGUUUCGGCCGCUGAUUUCAGGACUUCAAUUCAAGCACACACCUCUCCCCACUACUGUGAUCUCAUGUAUUUCUAAUGUACAGUAGCUCGCUGAACUUUCUGUUGUCUUACUAUUUUGGCUUUUGCAGCGCUACGCAGACACGCAGGCAUGCCACGAGGACGGUUUUUUUGCAUGAACCUGGCAGAUGUGUUUGAAUUCUGCAUGUUGCGGUACCGCAGACAGACAGUUUGUCUUUAUUUCUCUCCUCGUCACAGACAUUUCAUUUUCAUCGGGCUCUCGUGUGUUUUUAAAAUGCAUCGUUUAACAUUUGCACUAGUACGUACACACCUUCUUUACUUGACUGGUUGAUUGUGCCCUGAGCUCAGAUGUGAGGUUCCGUAGGGAGAUAUUGAGGAGGAGUGCGUUAGGCUACUUUGUGGGACAACAGCCAUGUCGGCCAUUGGGGAGGGGAAAAAAAAUCCUAUUUGUAGGUCCGGUCAAGGUCGGGGUACGUCUUUGUAACGACCCCCCAGAAGUGACCUGUGGCAUCGUGCGUCUCUCCGUCUGUCAGGGAUGUUUUGCAGUCACGUCCACCUCUUUCUCUAUCGUCCUCCAACAUCCACAUUCGAAUGAUUGAUUUCGCGACUCAUCCCUCGGCGAUGUCUGCAUUCAUUUUUUUGUUUUGUUGUUGAUGACCUGCCAAAUGCUGUAGCCAAAGACGUUUCAGGAUGGAUUAUUUUUUUUUUUUUAUUUCAUCUGCAUUUCAUUAUCGCCGUGUAAUCUGUUGAAGCCGUCCCAUGGUGCGUAUUCUUUUCCUUUCUUCUCCCCCCCCAUCAACAUCUGCACGUCAAAGCCACGGCUCCUGGCUCCUGGCUCCUGUCACCGCUGACGAGGCGAGGACACGUGACUCGCGUAGGGUU
Molecule: messenger RNA, 4844 nt
Organism: Scophthalmus maximus (turbot)
Lineage: Eukaryota; Metazoa; Chordata; Actinopteri; Pleuronectiformes; Scophthalmidae
Gene: phaf1
Product: phagosome assembly factor 1
Exons: 16
Coding region: 1212-2495 (427 amino acids)
Biological process (GO): Golgi to plasma membrane protein transport
Cellular component (GO): dendrite; trans-Golgi network; synaptic vesicle membrane
Source: RefSeq, a predicted model, not a curated record